This is a messenger RNA of Abrus precatorius (Indian licorice), 948 nucleotides long. RefSeq lists its product as uncharacterized. The record is from RefSeq and is a predicted model, not a curated record. NCBI's taxonomy places the organism in Eukaryota, Viridiplantae, Streptophyta, Magnoliopsida, Fabales, Fabaceae. Gene Ontology annotation, biological process: ribosomal large subunit biogenesis. Bases 146 to 643 code for a protein of 165 amino acids. The transcript has 3 exons. Gene Ontology annotation, cellular component: nucleolus.
GAUAGCGAAGAGAAGUAGAGGAAACGACAUCGUUGAAGAAGUUCUUGAAUAUAGAACAUUUUAUGCCCUAACCUAAACAAAUCAAAAUCCCUCGUUAAACCCUUUUGGUUCUACUUUCACAGUCCCCGGGUGAGAGACAAACAGAAUGGGAAGGUCGCGAAGAAAAUACAAGCAAUCGAGAACGAAGGUUCGAGUGGGUCUGCCAAAGAAGAACCCUAGGCUUUUCAAACCCUCUUUCUCUGUUCCCCCAAAGCUUUUGCAAUCCCUCGCCUACGAGCCCAAAUGGGACGACCAAGGCACCGUUAACUACAACUACAACUCCUUCGGUGUCGCCUCCGAUCCCAACUUCCUCCCUCCCCAAACCGAUGACUCCAUCGAUUCCGGCAGCGAGCUCGAAGAAGACGACUUGAAAUCAGCCCUAGGAAAGAAGCGAAGAGACGGGAAAACUGUAGCUCCUCAGCCUUUGACUGCGAUGCAACGUUUUCAUAUUGGUCGUCUUGUCGAGAAAUACGGUGAUGAUUAUAAGAGUAUGUUGCUGGAUAUAAAGCUAAAUCCCAUGCAGCAUUCUGUUGGAACCUUACAGAAGCUGUGCAUGAGGUAUCAUAUGUAUCAAAAUAAGAAUCCGCUCAUUUUGACCAAAUGAAAUUCAAGGUUUAUCUGUGGGGACAACUUUCUCAAUUUGCACGUGGAAAUGAUUGGAUCCGGUCAUUUCACCAAAAUUUUGUGACACUGAGGAUGUGAUUGUCUAGCAUGUAUGGUCGUUGGGAAAUUUUGUUGAUGUUUUCGAAUUUAUAAAUUGUGGGUGGAUUUUUGUUGGGGAGGAUGGGUGCAUUUGAGUCUCCUGUUUGUUUAGACUUUUCGCGCUAGGCUUCAUAGAGACAUCAUGUGUUGCCCUCUGCUGUAUGUUUGAAGUAAUCUCACUAAUUUGAAUUAUGGUUUAUAUACAUU